Molecule: messenger RNA, 4900 nt
Organism: Cherax quadricarinatus
Lineage: Eukaryota; Metazoa; Arthropoda; Malacostraca; Decapoda; Parastacidae
Source: RefSeq, a predicted model, not a curated record
UCAGAUUCAGCAUGGAUGGCAGCCGAGGCGGCCUAGCAUGGAGUGGCUGUACUUCACAGGAGUGUGGGCGGCGUGGGCGGCAUCAGGUGGGUUGUGGGCUGUCUGCCAGCACAUCUCCAGCAGCGCCUGCCCCAGCUGGGAGGGCAGCCACUGGUGCCCCUGCUACCAUUUCGAUGAUGGUGUCUUCCUGGAGUGCUCCACGGUGUCUCUGGCCACAGUGGCCCGGGUGGUGGACCUCGUCCGACACCCGGUCAAAUCCCUCAGUAUAUACGAACUGGACGCUAACGUGACCUCCCUCCCCCCGGGGCUCUUCAGCCAGAGUGCCGGAGUUUCCAGUCUGCAGAUCUCUCAUUCCAGCCUCGAGCGUGUGUCAGACGGCAGCUUUCUUGGCCUGGAAAACACACUGCAGAGCCUCACUAUCACCUACAGUCACAUUAGCACCGUCCCUAAAGCAGCACUUCAAAAGCUUUCCAGACUUAAAGCUUUAGACCUGGAAGCCAAUAACAUCACCGAACUACAGAGUUACAGCUUCUUUGAUAUGAAUUUAGUCAGUCUUAACCUGAAGGAUAAUGGUCUGAGAUUGAUUUCAGAAUACGCCUUCGACGGUCUAGAAGAAACUUUAGAAGAGCUUAAUAUUAUGAACAACAAAUUAAAGCAGCUUCCAAUACCAGCUUUGCGACGGCUCACGAAACUACACACGCUGAAGGCUACGUGGAACCACAUCUCCGAUGUUGUGAGUGACGGGUACUCUCGCCUGCCGGCACUCCAGAUUCUGGACCUCAGUAGUAAUCACUUCACCGACCUCACAAGCAGUAGUCUCGCCACCAUGCCAGCCCUCCUCUCCCUCUCUCUCUACAUGAACGAAAUUGCUCACGUGGCUGGCGACAGCUUGAUACAAAACUCUGGAUUGCAAACGUUAUACAUGAGUCAUAACAACAUCAUGACCCUCGCUCCAGAGACCUUCUCGUACACUAUGUUUAUUAGAGUUAUAGACAUCGCCGAUAACCACCUUCACUCAAUUAGCAACGGGCUCUUCACUAACCUCCCCGAGUUGCAAGAAUUGUUCCUCGGCAAUAACAAUAUCUUAAAAAUCACCAAUAGCACCUUCACUAACUCUAGCAAGAUCUCCGUGCUGUACCUCCAGGAUAACGAGAUACAUUCCAUCGAGAGCGGCGCCUUCGCUAAUUUAGAAUUAUUGUAUGAUCUACACCUCAGUUCCAACAACCUGGUGGAGAUCCCAGUUACUCUUUUCUCAAACACCCGCAUAUUAAACUCCUUGAGUUUGGACAACAAUAAAAUCUCAGGGCUCGCAGACGGCACGUUCUCUCAUCUCACAGAGCUGAGGGAGCUGAGAUUGCAAAAUAACAAGUUGUCCAGAAUCGAAAAAGGAGUUUUCUCCCUGUUACCGAACCUGCUAGAGCUGCACCUUCAGGAUAAUGUAAUCAGCUUUAUUGCCAAAGAGGCCUUCUCUUCUCUGGGUAAACUACAACAUUUAAAUCUGGAGGGUAAUCAUCUGAUUGAACUGCCUGAUGCUUUAAGUCAGUUCCCUGCGAACUUGAUAACUAUAAAAUUUUCUAAAAAUCAAAUCAAAUUGAUUCACAUAGAUGCCUUUAGGGGACAAAAUAAACUAGAAAUAUUUUGGUUAAGUGAUAAUAAUCUUACAAGUGUACAAAUGGCUUUAUUAAGUGAUCUAUCUUUAUUACAAGAAUUAUACAUGGAAAAUAAUCAGAUCAGCAUUAUCGACGAUAAAUGUUUCUAUAGUAUGAAGAACUUAGAGCUUUUAUCCUUAUCCUAUAAUAAUCUACAACAUAUCAGUUCAGAGUUGUUAGUGGGACUCACGUCUCUAGAGAGACUUUAUCUGAGCCAUAACAAAAUCACGGAUAUAAGACCACACUCCUUCGAGACCCUGAAGAAUCUGCGAGAUCUCGAUCUCUCCAACAAUCCAAUCUUAAUCGUCCGGCGAUACAUGUUUGAGGGAAACAUGCCUCUUCGCACAUUGAAUCUAAUGGGGUCGACGAUCAGCGAGAUCGAGCCUUACUCCUUCAGUAGCCUCCGACAUCUGGAGGAGUUGAAUCUGCAGCGUAACAUGCUGGCUCACCUAAACAGAUUCUUCAUCAACGUACAUAGCCUUAGGAAUCUCAAUCUUGCCGAUAAUAAGUUUGAGAUCGUUGAAGAAGAUUGCCUUUACAGCUUGUCUAACAUCGACUCAUUAGACUUGAGUGGAUGUGGAUUCUCCAGGCUGCCAACACACUUACUGGCCGAAGCGACGGAACUACGAAGGCUCAACCUAGCUAGAAACAACUUUAGAUCUCUCAAAUCUAUGUUUUUCCGGAAAAUACGCAGACUAAGAGAGCUCGAUCUGUCGUUCAAUAACUUAAAUUAUACCAUAAUGGCCUCUCUGGAGGGACUCUCGGAACUCGAAGUACUGAAACUGAAUGGUAAUCCUUUAGGUGAACUAAGAGAGCCUCUACACACGAUGACAAGUCUUGAGGAACUCUACCUAUCUGACACGCAUUUAAAGAAGAUGGAUAACACUGUUUUCUCACAGCUCAAGUUUCUAAAGAACCUUGAUCUCUCAAGCAACCGCCUGUUGGAAUUCCCUCCCGGGGUCUUUCAAGGUCUGAGCAUUGAGAAACUCAGCCUAGCAGAAAAUUCCUUCACUCAGAUCCCCAAUGCCAUGUUCCUGGAUGGCAUGUUGUCUCUGCGGGUGCUCAAUAUGUCCGGUAACCCCUUGAAGCGUGUGACGGGGCCACUGGUGGCCGGCAGCCCGCCACUGGCGGCUCUCGAAGAACUGGAAGCUGAGAGGAGCAACCUGACCAUACUGACCAGCCACGACUUACAACUGACUCCAGGACUACGCUUCCUCAACCUCGCGCACUCCGCCAUCACCAAAAUAUCUCCCGGGAGCUUCAGGAACCUGACUCACCUUACUCACCUCAACCUCGCAUUCAACCGCCUUCAGGUGCUGCCCAGGGAGAGACUCAGGGGCCUCAAGUCUCUCGCUACCCUUAACUUGACAGGAAACACCCUGAAAAAAUGCGAGCAGCUGCCUCCCGGGGCGCACUCACUGCAGGUACUGGACAUCUCAGGCAACAUGUUGACUGGCCUCACACAAGCAACCUUCAAACACGGCUCGGUUAUCGAGGUACUUCUUCUUGGCUCCAACUGGAUCACCGCCAUCCAUCCGCGAGCCUUCGUGCCUCUCACCCGCCUCAGGCACCUCGAUCUCUCCAACAACUAUCUGGAGGGGCUGGACACUGCGGCGCUGGAACCCGUAGAGAGGAACCUGGAAACCCUCCAGCUAGAUGGGAACCCUCUGAUAUGCGGGUGUGGAGUGAAGGAGCUCUGGAUGUGGCUGCAGGAUCACCUCUCCUACGUUCCGGAUCCUACCGCUCUCACCUGCAGUCUUCCCAAGGUACUCAGCGGGUUGUCGUUCUUGUUGCUGUCGUCGUCAGCGUUCUGCCCACAGCCACUGAUUGUCCGCCUCUCCGUACAAGACAUCCAGAGUCAUUCCCUCCUGGUCUCCUGGCAAGCAACAAACACCUCUACCAUCUACGGCUUUAAGGUGUCCUUCCGUGAGACCACGUCAGACGGCCGGGUCAUAGGCGGUCUCAAAACCCAGUCACUGCCAGCCACGCCCAAGACCCACCUGCUGAAGGGUCUGAGACCCAGCACUGACUACCUGGUGUGUGUGGAGGGUCUGGCAGCAGCCCCGGCACCAGCAACCAGCUCCACAACACAGGGACACACUCCACCACACCAGCAGGGACUCCACCAAAACAACGGACUGUACCUCAACCAGCCGGACAUGGCUAGCAAGUGUCUGAGGGUGAAGACUCAGGAACCACCUCCCCCAGAGAUCGUCCUCAACAACCGCCUGGCUAUCAUGAUCGGAGCCUCACUGGGGAUCACCAUCUUCCUGGUGGCCGGGGCUGUCAUCUGCUGCUGUCAGAUGUGUAAAGACAAGCGGGAGGCUGCCAAGAGGGAGGCUCCACCCUCCCAGGACUACCUCUCCUACAGGCAGUUCUCCGUCCAGGGGCAGGAAGCGAACGCAGUUGAAGAACACACGGAGUGCUAGGACAUCUCUUCCCAAGAAAUUGCCAACGGGAAAUCCUGUUUCCGCGGGAUAUAUUAGGGACAACGAACGCGAAUUCACACACCUGGGACACUUCUGUUGAUGUGUUUUAAGUGAUCGAAAUCUCAGAGGAGGCCAAAAAGUCCCCUUUGGGAAUUUGAAAAAAUAAAUGUGGAGAAAACGUCUCAGAGCAUUUUAAAACGUUGAAAAUAACGCGAGAAAACGCGUUUUUUAUUGGAAUUAUUGACAGUUUACAGCGAUUGGAGGUAUUUUUUUGUUAUUCGAAGUAAAUUUGGGUUCGGGGAGCGCUGGCAUCGAACCCGAGUACUCUGUGGCGAGCGCAGCAAGUGUAACCACUCAGCUCCGUCGAUGAGAAAUAUCUUCGGCUUCGGGGCUGCAAAAAUCAGUGAUUAAUCUCUCAAUUUGAAGUGCGAAGUGCCAGGAACUGUUUGACGAUUUGUAGUGCCAGGUAAAAGAAAAGGAAAAAGAUUUCGCGAUUUGAGACGCGAGAGCGAGGAAUUGUUUCGCGAUUUGAGGCCCAAAUCAGAAGAAUCUGAGUUCGAUGUUUGGCGCUAUGAGAACGACCCGCAAAUAUUGUAAAAUUAACCCCGAGUUAUGCACGAGUUAAAGGGAACAUGUUUAAAAUAUAAAAGUUACCCCCCAUCCAAGCUUAAUGACUAUGAUUUUAGGGGAGACAUUAACAUAUAUUGAUAUAUAUUUCGGAGUAAAAGCAUAUGUGAAAAAUAUGACUACUUAAGGUGUUAGUUGUCUAGAGCAAUGUUUUAUUCCCCUCAUAACUGUUACUAGCGAUUGAAAUAUACAAGU